AGCAUACGUCCCUGUCUCGCGCGUCCGUCGCCGCUCCGCGCGCGCCCAGGCUCCAGAGAGUCCAAGAGCCCAGGCGAGAGCCCCUUCCGCGCCGCGGCGGGACCUUGUGGACUGGACGCAGGCGCAGCUAGCCGAUGGCAGGCACGACGGGCGGCGCCGCUGCCACCGCGCCGGGCAAGAAGGGCGAAACGCCGGCCGCCACGCGUUCUGGCGCGCUCAAGAGGCUGCCGCUAGCUCUGCUCGUGUUCUUCGCGGCGCUGCUGUACAGCCAGAUCCAGCCGCCGCCGUCGAAGGUCCCCGGCGCGCCGGGCGGGCCUCCGGUGACCGCGCCCAGAACGAGGCUCAGGGACGGCAGGCACCUGGCGUACCUGGAAUCCGGCGUCCCCAAGGAGGAGGCCAGGUACAAGAUCAUCUUUGUCCACGGCUUCGAUUGCUGCAGAUACGACGUGCUGAACGUCUCCCAGGGGCUGUUGCAGGAGCUGGGCAUCUACCUGCUGUCGUUCGACCGGCCCGGGUACGCCGAGAGCGACGCCCACCCGGCCCGGACGGAGAAGAGCAUCGCCCUCGACAUUGCGGAGCUCGCCGACAACCUCCAGCUCGGCCCCAAGUUCCAUCUCAUCGGCUUCUCCAUGGGCGGCGAGAUCAUGUGGAGCUGCCUCAAAUACAUCCCUCACAGGCUCGCCGGCGUAGCGAUCCUCGCCCCGGUCGGCAACUACUGGUGGUCCGGCUUCCCGGCGGACGUGGUCGAGGAGGCCUGGUACGUGCAGUUCCCGCAGGACCAGCGCGCAGUCUGGGUCGCCCACCACCUGCCGUGGCUGACGCACUGGUGGAACACCCAGAACCUAUUCCACAGCUCCAGCGUCAAGGGCAAGAACCCUAUCAUCUUGUCCAAGGAAGACACGGCUCUGUCUCAAAAGUUCUUGGACCGAACCUACAAGGAGCAGGUCCGGCAGCUGGGGGAGCACGACUCCCUGCACCGCGACAUGAUGGUCGGGUUCGGGAAGUGGGGCUGGAGCCCCCUGGAGAUGGAGAACCCGUUCGCCGGCGCCGGGGACGAGGUGAAGGUGCACCUGUGGCACGGCGUCGAGGACCUCUUCGUGCCGGUUCAACUGUCGCGGUACAUCAGCAAAAAGCUCCCCUGGGUCAUCUACCAUGAGCUCCCGACGGCCGGCCACCUGUUCCCGGCCGCCGACGGGAUGCCGGACGUUAUCGUCAGGUCGCUGCUGCUCGGAGAUGAGUGAUCGGUACUUUUCUUUUCUUUUCUUUUUUUAUGAGCGGUCAAUAUUAGUGAUGCAGCUGCAGGACGACGUGUACUCGCCUUCUGCACCGUUGUACAGCUCGAUCGCUCGUACAAAAAUUAUGGCAUGAGUUGAUGACUUCAGUAAUAAGGCUUGUUUAGUUGCUAAAAUUGGGAGUGCUAAAAUUACUGUGCCGGCACUGUAGCACACUGUAGCGUUUCGUUUGUAUUUGUGAAUUAUUAUCCAAACAUUGAC
Messenger RNA from Setaria italica (foxtail millet), 1493 nucleotides. RefSeq lists its product as uncharacterized. Lineage: Eukaryota; Viridiplantae; Streptophyta; Magnoliopsida; Poales; Poaceae. The record is from RefSeq and is a predicted model, not a curated record. Bases 135 to 1241 code for a protein of 368 amino acids. The transcript is spliced from 5 exons.